Molecule: messenger RNA, 649 nt
Organism: Calidris pugnax (ruff)
Lineage: Eukaryota; Metazoa; Chordata; Aves; Charadriiformes; Scolopacidae
Product: ly6/PLAUR domain-containing protein 6B-like
Exons: 4
Coding region: 13-522 (169 amino acids)
Molecular function (GO): acetylcholine receptor regulator activity
Source: RefSeq, a predicted model, not a curated record
CCACCACUCAGCAUGUUGUUAUUCUGUCACAUGCUGGCCGGAGCCUUUCUUCCCUUCCUCACCCUUUCAGGAAAUUGGGUUUCAGCUGAGAACAUCAACUUUUACAACGUGAGACCUCCACUGGACCCCACUCCAUUUCCAAACAGUUUUAAGUGCUUUACCUGCGAUAACGCGGUGGACAAUUACAACUGUAACAGAUGGGCUGAAGAUAGAUGGUGUCCUGAAAGUACUCAGUACUGCUUGACAGUUCAUCUCUUCACGGACCAUGGGAAGAGUACGUCAGUCACCAAAAAAUGUGCCACUGGAGAGGAAUGCCACUUCGUAGGCUGCCACCACCACAGGGAAAGUGGCCACACGGAAUGUGUGUCCUGCUGCGAGGGCAUGAUUUGCAACGUAGAAAUACCAACCAACCACACCAACGCCGUGUUUGCCGUCUUGCACGCCCGGAGAACCUCAGAUGGCAGCAGGCGGAUGGUCAGCGUUGCCCUGCUCGUGUCGGUCCUGAUGGUCACCUUAUCGUGAUGCAUCAUCCUCCCAUGACAUCUUCCAGGGAGAGUCCACCUUUCUGCAGGCCGUAAGGAACCCUAAGGAGCUUGAUUCACUAUGUGCAAGGAGAAAUCACCGCUGCUCCUUAAUUACAUCAAAUUUA